UCGUCCCGAUCAAUUUUACUGUUUUCCUGCUCUUCGAAGUUUAAAUACGCCUCCUGUUUCCGAGUUUUCUGCUAAAUGUGACUGCUUCUAGUUCAGAAAAGGGAGAAAAAGCUUCGGAUAAAAUAAAAUGUCUGAUUUCGAAAUGUUUGACGGUGAGAUGGUGAACCAUGUUGCGACGGAAGAGGAUCCGGCUGCCGAUUUUCUUGCCAGAGAACAGGAUGAGUUGGCCGGACUUGAAGACGAUACCUUAGGCCUAGGGACAGCCCAAAAUUCUGCACCUUCUGAUUUUCCCGACGAGACGUUCGGAUCGCAGAACUCGUUACAUGAGCAUUUAAAUGGUCCCAGCGAAGGCCUACCCCCAACACAGCAGAGGACCCCUGUGCAGCGAGAGGAACCUCAGAAAAUCAAGCUCUGGAGGGAGGAGCAACUCAAGAUGCUUCAAGUCAAAGAUGAGGAAGAAGAGAAAAAGAAGCUAGAACUGCAGGAAUCUGCGAAGAAAGAAAUGGAAGAUUGGUAUGCUCGAUACAAGGAGCAGAUUGAAAAGGCCAAAUUAAACAAUAGGGAGGAAUCGAAGAGCGCCGAAAGAGAGUGGGUGUCCGAGAGGGAUGCAGAGUCCCCGGGACAGGAGUGGGAACGCAUUGCUCGCCUCUGCGACUUCAACCCCAAGGCCUCCAGGUCCACCAAGGAUACUUCCCGCAUGAGAUCCAUCAUCCUGCAGCUCAAGCAGUCGCCCAUCAGCACCAUGCAGCGCAAGGCUUGAACUUCAUCGCAGAGUCCCAGCGUUUCGUCUCUCUCUCUCGCCGAAAUCGUGUUUCCUCGGUUCUGUGGGGACCUUCGUUCUCGUUCAAUAUCUCGGGCGACGGGAAGACUUCCCGUGAGCAGUUACGUUAAAAUAUGAAACGGAUUAUUAAAGAAAUGUAGUAUUCUUCAGAAAAUGAAUUGUUCCUUAAGUUAUUUUCAUGUUGUUACGUAUUUCUAAUUUGGAAAAAAAAAACAUUAAUUAAGACAACAUUAACAUUAAAAACAUUAAGACUUCCUGUGAGCAGUUACGUUAAAAUAUGAAACUGGAAACGUACAGAUUAUUAUAGAAAUGUAGUAUUCUUCAGGAAAUGAAUUGUUCCGUAAGUUAUUUUCAUGUUGUUACGUAUUUCUAAUUUGAAAAAAAAAAAAAAAACAUUUAUUAAGACAACAUUAACAUUUAAAACAUUAAGACUUCCCGUGAGCAGUUACGUUAAAAUAUGAAACUGAAAACGUACGGAUUAUUAAAGAAAUGUAGUAUUCUUCAGGAAAUGAAUUGUUCCGUAAGUUAUUUUCAUGUUGUUACGUAUUUCUAAUUUGGAAAAAAAAACAUUAAUUAAGACAACAUUAAAAACAUUAAUUAAUUAAGACUUCCUGUGAGCAGUUACGUUAAAAUAUGAAACUGAAAACGUACGGAUUAGUAAAGAAAUGUAGUAUUCUUCAGAAAAUGAAUUGUUCCUUGAGUUAUUUUCAUGUUGUUACGUGUUUCUAAUUUGAAAAAAAAAACAUUAAGACAACAUUAACAUUAAAAACAUUAAUUAAGACUUCCUGUGAGCAGUUACGUUAAAAUAUGAAACUGAAAACGUACGGAUUAGUAAAGAAAUGUAGUAUUCUUCAGAAAAUGAAUUGUUCCUUAAGUUAUUUUCAUGUUACGUAUUUCUAAUUUGAAAAAAAAAAACAUUAAUUAAGAGAAACUUUUGAAAAUUUAACUCUGGAAAACCCCUAACACUAUGACAAACGGUUUGAAGGGUCAUUUCACGGUAAUUUAGACAUUUAUGUCGAGUCCGUAACGUGACCUUCUUUUGCCAUAACUUUUUAAUUUACUGUUUGAUUAGCUUAUUAUUUUAUCUUGAGCUUUUCCUACCAACACACCAACUCAAAUUAAAAUAAUUUGCAAAUCAAACAGUAAAUUAAAUAGUUAUUGAACAAAGGUCACGUGAUGGACUCUACAUAAAUGUCAAAAAUACCGUGAAAUGACCCUGAAACGAAAAGUCUCUCCAUUGUGGUUCACAGAUGUUACCUUUUUUUUUUCUUUUUCGUAGGCCACCAGGCUGCGCAAGGCAGGCAUUCCAACCACAGGGUUCGUACGCUCCUUCAAAACUCCUCCAAUACUCCUUCAUUUAGGAGAUUUUUCGAGGGGCCCUUCAAACUCCUUCAUUUUGGUUUUAACUCCUUCUUUUUUAGUUCAAGACUACAUAACGUUCCCUUAUCACAGUAACUAAAAAUACUUUGAUCGACAACUUAACUUCGUAACAAGAGUGAAGGUAUAAGGGCAGUUUCAAUGUAAUAAUUUUGUUUAUUUUUUAAGUUGUGAUUUACAAAUUAAUCCUAGAAAUUGUAAAAGUUGUAGGUGAAAAUAUUAUUAGAUGGACAUUUCAUAAGUGAAGUAAAACAUGCUUAAAUGGUGCUUGGCUAUUUUUUCAAGUUUUGUGAUUAAUUUACCCUCCACCACACUCUCAUUAGCAAAAGUCAGGUUGAAUAAUUAUUAUUUAAAUUUUUAAAAAUACAUAAGUAGAUGUACUUCAUUAAGUGAUUGUGUCAAAAGAACAAUUGUUUAGUAAAUCACAGUUGUAAUAUUGUAAAAAGGUCAUCCACAAGUGAUGUCAUGCCUUGAGGAGGAGACGGGCUCAUGAAAUUGUGACAAGGGGAAGAGAUAGGACAUUAAGUAACAUCACACAGUUAUUGUAACAAUAUGUUUAUGAAAAAUAUGACGUGUGACAAGAGGAGGAGUAGGUGAAGUGUGAUACAUAGUGACCAAAGGGGGGUCAAAUAUGUAAAAAAAGUGCUACAUCAUUUAAUGAUAGUCCAUCGAUACUCCUUCAAAAUCUCAUUUUAUUUCUUCAAAACUCCUUCAUUUUAUUUCUGAAAUUGAGUACGAACCCUGAAUCAAUUGAAUUUGGAGUUGAAAUAGUGUUUGUCUUUCUUUUCUAAAACCGUUUCUCUCUGUCCUCUUGAGACGCAACUCGGCCAAUUCUUAAAAUGACUUCUCUCUUUCAUUCCCUCUCGAAUGUCUAUCCAGACACGAAUCAGGUGGGCUUUGUGGCCCAUUCUCAAAAAUCCUGUGUCCUGGAAAUGGCCCCCUUUGAAAAACUCUAACGCAAAAGCAGCCCCUUUGCAAAAUUUUACAUCUUAAAAGUAGUCUUUUCAUUAAGUUUCAUUCUAAAGAAGACUUCAGCUGGAAAAUACUCCGAAAUGCUGACUUUUUUCUCCCUAGGAGUAGUUUUAAUGUAAUAAAAUUGAAAACAAAAUGUUCUAAUAAUGUUGUAACACUAGUGUAACAGUUUGACUAUGGAUUAUAAAAGGAAUGUAAUUAAUCAUUGAAGAAUAUUCUUCCAAACAUUAUUUUUUUUUUUUUUUUUUUUUUUUUUAGUUUGCAUUAUUGUACAUUAGCAAAGCUCUAAGCAUUUGAAGAAAAAAGUAUAGAAUGAAAAUAAUAUUUCUUAAAAUCUAACUCGAGUACCAAAAAAAUAGAAGAGUAUAAGAUUUAAAAGGAUGAAAGGAUGCGUGUUUAAAAAAAUAUAUUUUUUAAUUAACUCCUAAGCCAAAAAAGAUGAUUCAAGUGUUAACUCGAAACAAAGCAUCUCACCAUUAUGAUGCACAGAUGUUGCCCCUUUUUUUGGUAAGAUUUAUAACAAAUGUAUUAACUUUAAUGCAGUUUUACAGAAACAUAGAUGUCUAAAACAAGAUUCACUGCUGGCAGUACAUUGUUCUACAGUUUAGGCUACAGUAUCCUAAUAUCUUCACGUUUUUUUUUUUUUACACAAAGGAAAAAAUGUAUGCCUUAAAUGUUUUCAUUUGUUCUGUUAUCUAUGUAAAGUAAUAUUUUAUUUCAUAUAUCAUUAUUUGUGAAGUAUGUUUUGACCAGUGAAAUCAAUAUUAAAGAUUUUAUUG
Messenger RNA from Uloborus diversus, 3909 nucleotides. RefSeq names its product clathrin light chain A-like (gene Clc). The coding region runs from base 128 to 760 and encodes 210 amino acids. The transcript has 6 exons. The record is from RefSeq and is a predicted model, not a curated record. Gene Ontology annotation, biological process: clathrin-dependent endocytosis; intracellular protein transport; clathrin coat assembly. Gene Ontology annotation, cellular component: clathrin coat of trans-Golgi network vesicle; clathrin coat of coated pit; synaptic vesicle membrane. Gene Ontology annotation, molecular function: structural molecule activity; clathrin heavy chain binding. NCBI's taxonomy places the organism in Eukaryota, Metazoa, Arthropoda, Arachnida, Araneae, Uloboridae.